Phyllostomus discolor (pale spear-nosed bat) is the source of this 702-nucleotide messenger RNA. RefSeq names its product keratin-associated protein 24-1. The record is from RefSeq and is a predicted model, not a curated record. Gene Ontology annotation, molecular function: structural molecule activity. The coding region runs from base 1 to 702 and encodes 233 amino acids. Gene Ontology annotation, cellular component: keratin filament. The transcript has a single exon. NCBI's taxonomy places the organism in Eukaryota, Metazoa, Chordata, Mammalia, Chiroptera, Phyllostomidae.
AUGUGUCUCCUGGGCCCCUCCGGGCACUGCUACCUCCCGGUGGUGACUCCUGUCGCCUUUUGCCCCGGGGGUGGGAGCCCCGCCUCUGGGCUCGGCUUGCCCAGCAGCUGCCAAGGGAGCCUCUGGCUCCUGGAGCACCGCCGGGACUCCGAGGGCGACGGGGCGCCCAGCUGCCGGCCCGGGGCCUGCACCGUGGGGGGAGCCCCGUGGAGCUGCCGUGAGCCCUGCGACCCUGCAGCAGCGGCGGGGACAACAACGCGCGGUGCACGCGGCACAGCCAGCGGGGGACCCCGCCACGGCCCACAGGCCCAGACUGCUGGGGGGCGCACGACCCGCGCCGGCGGCGCACUGAUUCCCCGCGCCCCUGCGGCGCGCCGGACCCUCGCCGACGGCCCCCAGGGCCUCGGGCGGCGCAGCAGCGCACCCAGGAGCUCCCGGCCGCUCCCCCACUGCAGACCCAGCAGCCUGGGGGGCAGGGGCUACCAAACUUGGGGCUUCACUCCCGGCGGCUUCUCGCCGUCCUGCGGUGCGGCCAGCGGCUGCCAGUCCCCAACCUACUGGGUGAGAAACUGCCCGUCGCCGAGGUACCGGCCCGUGAGCUGCGCGCCGCCGCGCUACCUGCCCAGCAGCCUCGGCGGCUGCCUGAGCUGCGUGCCCAGCUCCUUCCCCCCGCUGAGGUACCUGCGCCCUGGCUGCUACUGA